Molecule: messenger RNA, 1937 nt
Organism: Saccoglossus kowalevskii
Lineage: Eukaryota; Metazoa; Hemichordata; Enteropneusta; Harrimaniidae
Product: putative ATP-dependent RNA helicase DDX56
Cellular component (GO): cytosol
Molecular function (GO): RNA helicase activity; nucleic acid binding; ATP binding
Source: RefSeq, a predicted model, not a curated record
AAAUGGCGGAAGUAGAAGCAGACUCGUUGAAUUUUCAUGAAAUGGGUCUUGAUGACCGCCUGUUAAAGGCAAUAGCACAGUUAGGCUGGGCUAAACCAACACUGAUACAGGAACGUGCAAUUCCACUGGCUUUAGAAGGCAAGGACCUCUUGGCUCGAGCUAGGACAGGCUCAGGAAAGACAGCAGCAUUUGCCAUUCCUCUUAUCCAAAGAAUUCUUAUCAGUAAACAGACAGCAACAGAACAAAGUAUAAAAGCUCUUAUAUUGACACCAUCCAAGGAAUUGUCAAAUCAAGCUAGUCACCAUAUACAGAGGCCUUUGCUGAUAGAAAAGCCUGACAUCAUCGUAGGCACACCAAGCAGGGUGUUAGCCCAUAUACAAGCCAAGAACAUAUACCUCAAGGAGUCCCUGGAAAUGCUUGUCAUUGAUGAAGCUGAUCUUUUAUUUUCCUUUGGUUACGAGAAUGAUGUAAAAACAUUACUUAGACAUUUACCCAAAAUAUUUCAAGCCUUUUUGAUGUCGGCCACACUAAGUAACGAAGUGGAAACCUUGAAGAAGCUUGUGCUGCAUAACCCUGUGAUUUUAAAACUUCAAGAAUCUCAGCUACCUGAGAGUGAUCGAUUAUUACAAUAUCAUAUCAAAUGUAAAGCAGAAGACAAGUUUUUACUUAUUUACACAUUAAUUAAAUUAAAACUAAUACGAGGAAAGACAAUUAUAUUUGUCAACAAGAUUGACAGGUGUUACAGAUUAAAGUUAUUUUUGGAACAGUUCUCAAUUGCAUCAUGUGUUCUGAACUCUGAAUUACCAGUAAAUUCUCGCUGUCACAUCGUGAAUCAGGUUAAUGAAGGAUUCUAUGAUAUUGUGAUCGCCUCUGACGAGAGUGUUCUUAGUAUGCCAGAUGACAAACUAGAUGAAUUGGAUGAAAUUCCAGAUGCAACAGUUGAGGCUGAUGAAAGUGAUAAUAAGAAGAAGAAAAGAAAAGGCAAAAAGCUAUCCAAGACAAUGAUGAAAAAAGUUAAAGAAUAUGGUGUAUCUCGUGGAAUUGAUUUCCAGAAUGUUUCAAAUGUUCUUAACUUUGAUUUUCCACCAACGGUUGAUGCCUACAUUCAUAGAGUUGGAAGGACUGCUAGAGGUUUUAAGAUGGGCACUGCUCUCUCAUUUGUUAAUUACAGUGAAAUUCACUUGCUACAACAAGCAGAAAUGAUUCUGUCAGGAGAUGAUGAAGUACCUGCUGUUAAACCGUACCAGUUUAAAAUGGAAGAAAUCGAGGGAUUUAGGUACAGAGCAAAGGAUGCCAUGAGAGCGGUUACCAAGGUAGCUGUAAAGGAAGCCAGACUACAAGAAAUCAAAAAUGAAAUUAUGAACUCUCAGAAGUUGAAAACAUACUUUGAAGACAAUCCACGAGAUCUGCAAUUGCUUCGGCAUGACAAAGUGCUGCACCCGGCAAAAGUUCAAUCACAUUUGAGACACGUUCCAGAUUAUUUAGUACCGGAUACAUUAAAACAAUUGAUGCCUAAAAAGUACCACAAGGCAAAAAGGAGAAGAAAUGUUCCUGUUGAAAUGCACAGCAAGAAGAAACAAAAUGCGCUGAAAGCAGUGAAAAGAAAACAAGAAGAUCCUCUGAAGAGUUUUAAAUUCAAAAAGUCUAAAUAGUAAUUUUGAUUUACGAUCACCUCAAAAUAGAAUAAAAUUCCUCCGUAUUUGGUAUACAAGUACUUCCUUGUCCUUAUGUAUGUGUUACCAUGGCUACAAGACAUUCGCGUCACCAGACCUCAGAAGAUUUUUUUUUCAUCCUUACUAUUUUCGAACAUGUCUACUGAUAAUACCAUUGUAAGACUGGUUAUUGGAGUUCAUAAAAACAACUGAAAAGUUGGUGCAUAGCUACCACUUUUUUGGGUGAUAUACAAUACACUAUUUUUUUAUAUAUAAAGUCAAGCG